AUGCCCAAGUUGAUACUUGUGAGGGUUUUCGCUUAUUUGCCAUGGCGGGAUCGUGCUCACGCUGCACUUGUCUGCAAACGUUGGCUCAACGCAUUUUGUUCUCCUGAAGUUUGGCGCUCAUUUACAUAUCAUCCACCAGCUCAAGGGCUACCAAGACUCCAGUAUGAUCUGAAAACCUACUACCUCAGCAAAGGGAUUCGCAAUAUCGGUUGGCACAUCCAAUAUCUUCGUUUCCCCGAGACUGGUGACUAUUUCAUGCUUAAUCGCGCACUCUCCUUGAUCGCGGAGUUCUUCGAGGCGCACCCCAAUCCACACAAAUUCUCUGCCAACUCGGUUGUCUCGACGGAGAUUCUCUUCCCUGCGUUAGCUGCUCUGGAGGCCGCUUUGUCUCCCUCUUCCUCUUCAUCUUCCUCUCUCUCCCCCUCCGAACACCGGAAGUCCUCUUUUGCUUCCUCUGCGGCGACUACAGACGAUUCAAAUGAGAUGGAGAGGUCAGAUCAGCAAGAAAUGACGGAGGAGAUACCCUUAAGCAUUCUCGCUGAAGCCGUUGCCGGUGAUCCGGAUCUGGAAAAAUCUAUAAAACUUGCUAUGAAGCUUCAACAAAGAGAAUAUGAACGUCGUUCGUCCUCAUCGAACUCAAGCAGUUCCUUGGAGAGCGGAAUUGGGAUCAGUUCUCACUCGCGUACUGGCGCAUCCUCGCAGCUCUCAAGCUCAGCACCGAUCCGCUUCCAGUUUCGGAGCGCCUCCACUACUGCGCCGCCAUCAACAUCAGCAGUGACAGGUGCACGCGGCCGUCGAUACCAGCGCAGCGUGAGUUGCAAGUUUCCCUGCCCUUCAAAUCGACUACCCUAUCCUCCGGACACCUCUAAUUUUCCUCCGCCUUGUGUACGAGCAUUCUCUCUUGACUUCCACGCCGAAUUCGACGAGGCCUCGGGUGUCGUUUAUGGAAGCGGUGGCGCACUUUUCGCUACUAUCGUUCGUGUUCUCUCACAACUCAAGUGUCUCCGUGCUCUCUAUCUUCGCAACCUCUUUCUCUCACAAUCUGAUGCUCGCCAACUUUUAAUCGAGGUCUCGACUGUACGUCAUUUCCCAUUUUCUAUCUCAUCUAAUAGCACUGCAAUGAAGUACCUGUAA
This is a messenger RNA of Hydatigera taeniaeformis, 1134 nucleotides long. The record is from the annotation of a GenBank genome assembly. NCBI's taxonomy places the organism in Eukaryota, Metazoa, Platyhelminthes, Cestoda, Cyclophyllidea, Taeniidae.